Arabis nemorensis is the source of this 900-nucleotide messenger RNA. Lineage: Eukaryota; Viridiplantae; Streptophyta; Magnoliopsida; Brassicales; Brassicaceae. The record is from the annotation of a GenBank genome assembly.
AUGAGGUCACCUUGUCAACGUCAACACAAUUCCACCGCAGUGUCAAUGGACACGACCACCUCGUCGUCACCGCGAGUCUACCUCGGCAUUGUCAACACGAGUCUAUCUCGACAUCAAAUAAACAAGUCCGCCUUGAUUGUCCUUCCUCGCCAAGACAGCCUCGUUGACUUGUCUCUUAUCUCAAAACGACCUCGUCAUAACCAUCGGCGUCGCAUCGUUCAGACUUCGCCUCGCUGUCGCAUCGAUCAAGCUUCGCCUCACCAUCGCGUCGAUAAACCUUCGCCUCAUCGUCGCAUCGAACAAGCUUGGUCAUGCUGUCGCAUCGAACAAACUUCAUUUUGCUGUCGCAUCGAUCAAGUUUCGCCUCGCUGUCGCGUCGAUCAACCUUCGUCUCGUCGUCGCAACGAACAAGUUUUGUUAUGCUGUCGCAUCGAACAAGCUUCGUCAUGCUGUCGCAUCGAUCAAGUUUCGCCACACCAUCGCCUCGAUCAAGCUUUACCUCGCCGUCACGCCACCUUCACUGACUUCGCUUCGUCAUCACACCGAUCAAACUUUGCCUCGUCGUCGCACCGAACAAGCUUUGUCUUGUUGUCGCAUCGAUCAAGCUUCGCCUCGCCGUCGCGUCAAUCAAGCUCCACCUCGCCAUCGCAUCGACUUCGCUUCGUCGCCGCAUCGAUCAAACUCCACCUCAUCAACGUCACCUCGCCCGACAUAAUCACCUCAUCGCAUCAUCACCUCGUCGAGUCGUCGGAUCCACAAAUCAACCUUGCGUCAUCGCGUCACCCAAUCUCUUCAAAUUCAACUCGUUGUUGCGUCGAUCAAGCUUCGUCUCGACUAGUCAUCGCUAACCUGUUCGAGCACGCGAACAGUCAAGCAGCAAACAGUCAAGCAGCGAAUUGA